Babesia bovis T2Bo is the source of this 1048-nucleotide messenger RNA. RefSeq names its product putative methionine aminopeptidase type I. Gene Ontology annotation, biological process: proteolysis. The transcript is spliced from 3 exons. The record is from RefSeq and is a predicted model, not a curated record. The coding region runs from base 21 to 1013 and encodes 330 amino acids. Lineage: Eukaryota; Apicomplexa; Aconoidasida; Piroplasmida; Babesiidae. Gene Ontology annotation, molecular function: metalloaminopeptidase activity.
AUCUUUCAUAACUUGUCAUAAUGGUGUUUUAUAAGUCCUUAUACAGAUGUUCUGUACUAUCGCCUAAACUGAUACUUGAGAAGACUCCACUUGGGAAAUACCUAUCUCGAAGCAAAAAACUAGGUGAAAGGCAACUUUUACGCUACGGAGAGUUCCAAGUUUUACCAUCGCAUCAUAUUCCAUCGCACAUAGCACUGCCACCAUACGCUUCCAUUCGAGACCCAUCUGAGUUGCGUGCAUAUUACAACAAGGCAUGCACAUUUGCCGAGGUGAAGUCUCAAUCGCAAAUUGCGUUGAUGCGUGCUGCGGCUAAAAUAGCUGCAGGAUGCCUUAAGCACUGUAUCAACAUUACUAAAGAAGGCGUCACUGCCGAAGACAUUGAUCGGGAAGGACACGAGUACAUAGUAUCGCAGGGCUCUUACCCAGCUGGUGUGGGAUUUCAUGGGUUUCCUAAAGCUAUAUGCAUUUCCAUAAACGAAGUGGCUUGUCACGGUAUUCCUAAUACGCGACCGUUUCAACGUGGUGACAUCGUAUCUUACGAUUGCACAGUGUUCCACGGCGGAGUAUAUGGUGACUGUGCAGGCACAAUAAUCGUUGGCGACGAUUCGGCCACUGAUGCAUCAGGAAGUUUGCUUGUUCGUAUUGCUAAAGAAUGUGUCGAUAAAGCUAUCGCCUCGGUAGCACCGGGGGUUGAGUUUUCAAAACUAGCUGAAAUAGUCACUGAACACGCAUCCAAAAAUAGUUUGGGUGUUAUAAAAGAGUUCGGAGGCCACUUUAUUGGCGAUAUGAUGCAUAUGCCUCCAAUGGUUCAAUUUUGUCAUCCUAGCACAACUAGGGGGCAAAUGGAAUCUGGACAAAUAUUCACCAUUGAGCCCAUAAUAUGCGAAGGAAACCCUGAAAUAUACACCUGGCGUGAUGGCUGGACUAUUGCAACAUGUGAUGGCGGUCGUUGUGCUCAGUUUGAACAUACAGUUCUGGUUACUGAUACUGGUUGUGAAAUACUAACCCAAUGACUUUAAAUAUAAUCAACAAUUUACUAAUGCUUGAU